AUGUUUAAUCCACAUGUCUUAGAUGUUCCAGCUGUGAUUUUUGACAAUGGUUCAGGGCUCUGUAAAGUAGGCUUUUCCAGAGAGACUGGACCUCGUCAUUUCAUCAACUCUGUCGUGGGGCAUCCUAAAGUUAAUACUCCAGCAGAAAAAGGCAAUAAGAAGAAGUACUUUGUGGGGGAAGAAGCUGAGUACAAGUAUGAGACAUUAUAUUUGCAUCGUCCCAUUGAACGUGGACUGGUAACAAGAUGGGAUGAUAUGGAGAAACUCUGGAAAUAUCUUUUUGAGUGUCGCCUGGGAGUAAAACCCUGUGACCAACCUGUACUCAUGACGGAGCCCUCCUUGAACCCAAGGGAGAAUCGAGAGAAGCUUGCUGAAAUGAUGUUUGAGAACUUUAAUGUGCCUGCUCUCUACCUGUCCAACCAUGCCGUGGUAGCUCUCUAUGCCUCUGCCUGCAUCACAGGCCUGGUGGUAGACAGUGGAUAUGGGGUCACCUGCACUGUCCCCAUCAUUGAGGGUUACGCCUUGCCUCAUGCAGUCACCAAGCUCUAUAUGGCAGGGAGGGACAUCACAGAGCACCUCUCCCGGAGCCUCUUUCCCAGAGGGUGUACUUAUUCUGGCAUUCUCAACAAGGCUGUGGUGAAUGACAUUAAAGAGAAGCUGUGCUACAUUGCCUUGGAGCCAGAUAAAGAGCUAUGCAAGAAGCCUAAGGAAGUCUUUCGAGAAUACAGACUUCCAGAUGGGAAUAUCAUGCACAUUGGGCACCAAUUACACCAGGUACCAGAGGUUCUCUUUGCACCUGAACAGCUAGGCAGCCACAGUCCAGGACUCUCAAAAAUGGUCUCCAGCAGCAUUAUGAAAUGUUCUGUUGACAUCCAGAAGAACCUUUUUGGACAUAUUGUACUGUGUGGGGGCACCACUCUCUUUCCUGGACUGGAGGAAAGGCUCAGAAAAGAACUAGAUCAACGUGCUUUCAAAGGGACCCCCAUCAAGAUUGUGGCUUCUCGUGAUAGAUGUUUCUCUGCAUGGAUUGGUGCAUCCAUCAUGACCUCUGUGAGUACUUUCAAGCAAAUGUGGGUCACUUCUGCAGAUUUCAAGGAGUUUGGGGCAUCUCUGGUUCACAGAAGAUGCUUUUAA
Molecule: messenger RNA, 1134 nt
Organism: Nycticebus coucang (slow loris)
Lineage: Eukaryota; Metazoa; Chordata; Mammalia; Primates; Lorisidae
Product: actin-related protein T1-like
Exons: 1
Coding region: 1-1134 (377 amino acids)
Biological process (GO): regulation of DNA-templated transcription
Cellular component (GO): nucleus
Molecular function (GO): chromatin binding
Source: RefSeq, a predicted model, not a curated record